Nicotiana attenuata is the source of this 1593-nucleotide messenger RNA. Its product is annotated as ribosomal RNA small subunit methyltransferase, chloroplastic. Gene Ontology annotation, molecular function: rRNA (adenine-N6,N6-)-dimethyltransferase activity. Gene Ontology annotation, biological process: rRNA methylation. The transcript is spliced from 10 exons. Gene Ontology annotation, cellular component: mitochondrial matrix. Lineage: Eukaryota; Viridiplantae; Streptophyta; Magnoliopsida; Solanales; Solanaceae. The record is from RefSeq and is a predicted model, not a curated record. Bases 89 to 1141 code for a protein of 350 amino acids.
AUCUUUAAAAGGGUAAAAUUGUCUUUUUGGGAACAUUCCAAUGGAUAAACCCAUGAAAUUAACAGACCAAUAACCGCAAAAACUACCAAUGCCUUCUUUGCUACAUUCCCUGUUGCUAUUCUCUUCAACGCCAAAGCCUCUACUCUUGGCAAAUUCGCCGGCGUACGAUGGACCCGUUGAUGCCAAUAGCCCAAGACCCAAAUCCUAUCAUACAAUAACUGCAAUAUCUAAAACCAAAAGCGAAACAAAAAUCAAUAACAAGGAUGAGGAUGACUAUCAUGCCACCCUUAAAGCUCUCAACUCUAAAGGUCGUUUCCCAAGAAAGUCACUUGGGCAGCAUUACAUGCUGAAUUCGUCAGUGAAUGAGGAAUUAGUUGCUGCUGCUGAUGUACAAGAAGGAGAUUUGGUGGUUGAAAUUGGGCCUGGUACUGGUUCACUGACCAAUGUUCUUGUAGACGCUGGUGCCACUGUCCUUGCUAUUGAAAAGGAUCCCUACAUGGCAGCCCUUGUAAUGGAGAGAUUUUCCAGUCUAGACCACGUAAAGGUUUUGCUAGAGGAUUUCACAAAAUGUCAUAUACGCUCCCAUUUGUCCACAAUUUCGCAAAGUGGAAGAAAUUCUUCAGGUGUGAAACCACAAUAUGCAAAGGUAGUCUCCAAUUUACCUUUUAACAUAAGUACAGAAGUAAUUAAGCAACUUCUUCCCAUGGGUGAUAUUUUCUCAGAAGUAGUUCUGUUACUCCAGGAGGAAGCAGCUGUGCGCUUGGUGGAUUCAUCCUCAGGGUCCUCUGAGUAUCGACCCAUUAAUAUCUUCAUCAACUUCUAUUCAAAUCCUGAAUACAGAUUUAAGGUGCCAAGGACAAAUUUCUUCCCACAACCUAAAGUUGAUGCAGCUGUAGUUUCCUUCAGACUGAAGCAACCUGUGGAUUAUCCUCCUGUUUCUUCUGCCAAAAGUUUCUUCUCAAUGGUCAAUUCUGCUUUUAAUGGAAAACGUAAGAUGUUGCGAAAAACACUACAGCAUAUAUGCCCUUCCCUUGAGAUUGAAGAAGCUCUUGUUAGUGCUGGUCUUCCACCCACGGCAAGGCCGGAGGAGCUAGCGCUAGAAGAUUUUGUAAGGCUGCAUAAUUCAAUUGCUAAAGCCUAAGACUUUCUGGUGUCACUUGGCGAAGAUACUUGGAAGCAGAGGCCUCGCCUUUCUUAUUACUCCACUUGUUAUCCUAAACUUCACUGGUAAACCAGAAAUUGGAAUAAGGAAUUCACAAGCUUCUGCAAGCCUGGAGAAUUAUCACCAGCUGGGAACUCAAACAGCUACAGUUGACAGCAAAAAGGACAACUCCACAAAUAUUGAUUGAGCCUCCAUUAUUACUCUUGUCCCAUCAAAGCCUUAAUCCAUUCAAUACCGCACAAGUGUUGAGAGACGAAUUAUCAGGGCAUCAGAGCUGAGUGUAAAUAUUGUAUCACAUAUCUUCUUUUACAAUCAUUAGUACAACCAAAGACCAAUAAUGUAUUUGGGUAAUAUAAACUGUAUUUUUGCAUCGGAUCACCCUGUGUUAUUCAUGAACAGUGAUGAUUCAUAUCUAACUUGCUUGUAUUUUC